Molecule: messenger RNA, 1831 nt
Organism: Centropristis striata (black sea bass)
Lineage: Eukaryota; Metazoa; Chordata; Actinopteri; Perciformes; Serranidae
Gene: odad3
Product: outer dynein arm docking complex subunit 3
Exons: 13
Coding region: 52-1704 (550 amino acids)
Biological process (GO): cilium movement; outer dynein arm assembly
Cellular component (GO): cilium
Source: RefSeq, a predicted model, not a curated record
CACAUUUCUCUCUCUCUGCUAAGUUGUCUACAACAAAAACGCAGCACAGAAAUGCCGUUCAGUGCCGACGCAAUGAAACCUCCGCUGCAUGACCAGAUAGCAGAAAUGCAGCGUAAAAUCCAGCUCCUGGAGGGCGACAGAACUGCAUACUAUGAGAGCUCUCAGUCCACCAUCAAGAAGAACAGAGAGUCCAUCCGCCAGCUGAGGCAGGACAACAAGAGGCUGUGCAGGAAAAUGGCAGAAGCUAAUGCUGGUGAUGAAAAUAUCAUCAAGAUGGCCUUUCAUAACAGAGGCACGGAGAAGGAUGCAUACCGCAACAUGUCAGGGAAGGCAGCCCUGACAACACUAGACCAGAGGGUGCUGUCCAAGAUGAAGCGUCUCAACGCCCUUAAAUACACCACCCAGACACACCAGCGCCGCCUCGAACAGCUGAAGGUGGAAUACCAGAGGAUGAAGCCGGAGGGCAGCAGUGGAGCACAGUCUGCUGAUGCUCGUGCUCGGAAAAAAGAGGAAGAUGCCAUGAACUUGCGGGCCCUGGAGAACAGUCUGGAGAAGACCCAGUUUAAGUGCAAGGAGGCUGAGAAUAUCAUGACGAACUAUCUGAAACUUAAAAGUCACCUGCAGGAGGAGAGUCUGACUUUCCAGGGCCAGUUGGACAGUCUGGAGGCAGAAAUCCUGAAGCACAGAGAGGAGCUCCACAACAUGCAGGUCAUGAACAACAACGCCCAGCUCUCUAAAGAAGCUGCUAAGGCUGACUUGCAGCAGCAGGAGGAAUUGCUCUACAAGGAGCGCAAGGAGAGAGAACGCAUUAUAGCAAGCUACAGGAAAAAGGUUGAGGAACGUAAGGCCCAGGCUGAAAAAGUUGAUAGAAGGGCUCAGAGAACAACGAUGCAGCCAGAUGAGCUGAGCAGCGAGGCCCAGCGCAGCACCCCCAGGAUGGCAGGUGAAGAGGAGAAGGUCAUCUCCACUUUUGAGGAAGCCUUCCGACGCAUCAAAGAGGCCACCGGAGUCACAGAUAUACAGGAGAUAGUGGAUCGCUUCACCUCACAGAAGGAGACGCACCAACACCUGGAGAAGCUGAGGGGGGAGAAUGAGGAGGUGCUGCAGCAGCUGAAGGAGCAGAAAGAGCUCCUGAACCAACAGUUCCAGGAUAUGAAAUACUCCGGAGAGGCUAAACUCUCCAGUGACCAACAGAUGCUGCAGGAAUGUGAGCAGCAGCUGCAGGCUCAGCAGCAGAGGUGUGACGCAGGGAAAGAGCGGCUGGAGUGGCUUGUUAAAGCUCUGAGUACUGUCCGGGCCGGAGUGGAGCAUCUCUCAGACAAACUCCAACACAUCACUCUGAGUGAUGACCCGGGGGCUAAAGUGUCUCCAGACUCAGAGGAGUUUGUGGUGGAGCUGAUGACCCAGUGUGAGCUGAAGUUGCAGUUGCUGCAUGAGGAGCUCCAGGGAAAAGAUGUGGCUGCUCUGAUGAAGGAGAUGGAGGAAGAAGAGUUCUUUGUCAGGAUUGAGGGCAAACUGCCAGAUUACAACACCCGUGUCAAGCUGCCCGAAGACCAAAGACUGGACCUUUUCAAUGACGAGGACGAGAGCGAAGAAGACGAGGCUGAUAUCAUCUCUCGUGAUGCUCUGAAGCGUCAGUCUCAGCUCAUCAUUGACUCCAAGUCCAAGAAGAAACCCUGGAAGAAGAAGAAGGGGAAGUUCUGAACCAUCACUGCAGUCUCACUGAAGACUGAAGAACAAUAAAGGACCAUUCCAGAUUUACAAAUGCUAGUUUAACCGUUCAUUGUUUCACCUCUAUGAAUACAGGUACAUCUAAAAAAAUUAGAAUAUC